AUGCUACAUUUCGGCGGAAACGGAAGAACCGGGCUGAGCGAAAUGAACGUCCUGCAGAAUGAAAUGCAGGAAAUAAACAUGAACGAAAGUAGCCCGAAGAACGACUACGAUGAUAACACAUACAACGACGCGAGCACGUGUCACGGCAGCAACAUGGUGAGCAACGGAAAUGGAUCCUUCAAGGGGGAAUUUACACCGAUUAGAAACGAUCAGAGUAAUUCAUUUAGCGAGGGAACAGGUAUAACGGAGGAAGAAGCAGAAGAGGAACCAAGCGGGUACGAUGAUAAGCAGUUAAAGGAAGUGCUCAAUUGUGAUUAUUGCAACAAGCAUGUGCACGCAGAGGUGCAGACAUACACCCCCACUUUUGUGUACCUACUUGUAAUAAUAUUGUUCCUCCUCAUUUCAUUUUUCACCAUAUUUUUACUACCUCUGUUAUACUUAACGUUUAAGCAAAAAAAAUACACCUGUCCCUACUGUGAGAAGAAUUUAAAAAAAUCGAGCGAAAAAUUAAUUCAAGUGAAGAGAGAAAAUCAGAUUUUAACUUUUCAAUUCCCCAAAUGUGCAAUAAUAAUUUCUGCAAAAUAUUUGGCUCUCUUCCUAUCUCUCAUUUUUUUAAUUUUUUUUUUUUACGUCAUAAGAAUUUCAAGCAAUUUCAAUUUAGACAAUCUAUCCAAAGGUCCAUACAUAACGGCUAGCUGGGUGGAUUACCUCGAAGAUUGUGGACACAAGUCACAGCUAAGAAAUAAGUUUAACAGCAUACACAAUUUUAAGAACAAAUAUGAUGGGUAUACAAUUAUAUGGACGGGGCAGUUUUAUCAAAUAAAGGAAGGUUUUUUUAAUAGCAAUUCUCUCUUCAUUCGAAUGAACCCGUCCGAAUAUCGUUACGACAAGCCUGACAUUAGGGCCCUUUUCAACGACUCCCUAAUAUCGCAGGUUGAAAAUUUACAAAAAAAUGACCUCAUUCAAUUUGAGUGCACUCUUAUACAGAUUAGUAAAAAUAGGAACCCCCAUCUGUGUAUCCUAUGGAAUGUUACCCUGAUGGAGAAAUCAGAACAAGCCAACUUCAACGUGGUCGAUUUUGUAAAACACAUGUCCAUUCUGGAUAUAAUUAACAGCAGCUCUAAUGCGAACCCAUUCUUCAUGAACCUAAGUAAUAAUAAUGGCGAGGUGAAGCGUUCGAUCAAGAUUGUUCAUCUCACACCGGGUGGAUUGAAUGGCGGGCUAAGUGGCGGACUAGGAGAUUCCUUCGGAAAUGGUCACCUCGGGGAUGGCCUCUCCGACGAGGACUUAUUCAAGACGUCCAGCGUGCUCCACACGGAUGAUGAUUAUGUCUUCAAUUUGGGCAGCAACCACAUGAAUCACAUGAAACACAUCCCCACUACGUUUGGAAGUGGCUCUGAUUUUCCCUUUACCCAUGAUGUGAGCUCAGGUGGGAAGUUUAGUUUGCGCGAUUUUGUGGACCGAAUGGGAAGCAGGAAAUCGGGGGUAGACUUGACAGAGGAUGAUCUGGAGGAUGAAAAUGAAGAAGUGGAAGAGGAGGAAGAAUACGACUUCGACACUGAGGGCGAUAAUGACUACAACGUAGACGACCUGCAGGCUCUGAACCAUGCUUAUGGUAAGCACGCGGGUGAAAAUAUUGAUCCGUUUAAUGGUGUCCAGUUUGGUACGAAAGGGAAGAAGAAGGGCUCGUCCACCUCAGCCUUCCAUAAAUUUAAGUAUGGAGACGAUGGGGAGGGGUCCCCCAACGAGGAGCACGCAACGGAGUAUGAGCAGGACGUGCACGAGGAGGGCGCACCCAAGGGGGGAUCCACCACCGGGGGAACAACUAACAGUGAAGUCCCUAACGGAAAAGCAGAGAACCACGAAUCGAAUAACAGUGAAAACCCCCAAAACGAAACCACCAACAAAGGGGACGGUGAGAAAAUCCCGCAGAAGGACCCCAAUGUGGAUGGCUCUAAGGACCCCCACAACGAGUGA
Molecule: messenger RNA, 1977 nt
Organism: Plasmodium coatneyi
Lineage: Eukaryota; Apicomplexa; Aconoidasida; Haemosporida; Plasmodiidae
Exons: 1
Coding region: 1-1977 (658 amino acids)
Source: RefSeq, a predicted model, not a curated record